Messenger RNA from Oppia nitens, 981 nucleotides. Its product is annotated as glycine receptor subunit alpha-2-like. Gene Ontology annotation, cellular component: membrane; synapse; neuron projection. Lineage: Eukaryota; Metazoa; Arthropoda; Arachnida; Sarcoptiformes; Oppiidae. The coding region runs from base 1 to 981 and encodes 326 amino acids. The record is from RefSeq and is a predicted model, not a curated record. The transcript is spliced from 4 exons. Gene Ontology annotation, biological process: signal transduction; chloride transmembrane transport; chemical synaptic transmission. Gene Ontology annotation, molecular function: neurotransmitter receptor activity; chloride channel activity; extracellular ligand-gated monoatomic ion channel activity.
AUGGUUGUACUGACCUAUAAGCCAGAACCAGGUGCCGAACAGUCGGUUAGUAUAGACUUUUUCUAUCAGCUCGAGUGGUACGAUCAUCGGCUACGGGCGCCGGUCGAUGAAAAGGUAACACUAGGCGCCCAAUGGAAAGACCGACUAUGGGUUCCGGACACCUAUUUCCGUAACGGUAUGUCAGGCGGUAUACCGAUUGGUGGUUUGUCGCCAACCGUCUAUUUUGUGGUAACCGACGGCACCCGUAUGUUUAUGGCUGCCAGAUAUCRGAUGAAAUUUUAUUGUGAUAUGGAUUUUAAAAAAUUCCCAUUUGAUACACAAUCGUGUCCUAUCAAUAUUACUACAUUAUCCAACAAUAAYGAAACGGUACAAUUGCAUUGGCAACUGUUUAGGAUAGGCAGUCAUGUARUGUUACCCGAGUUUGAAAUCGGGAAAGUUAAGUCARUUAAGGGCCAGUUUGACAAACUGUUAGGCSAAUUGGGUUUUUAUAGUAAUUUGUUUGCUGUCGUACAUAUGCAACGAAAUGUUGGCAAAUAUCUGGUUAAACGAUAUAUACCGUCAGCACUGGUAGUCAUUAUGACAUUCAUGGGCUUCUGGAUACCGAUGUCGGCCAUACCGGGACGGGUAGCACUGUCCAUAACUGGGUUGCUGGCACUGGUAGCCCAGCAAAUACAGGGUGAGAUCAACAUAUCAUAUAUCUAUGCACUGGAAGUCUGGACUAUCAUAUGUAUUGGGUUUGUAUUUUUGACACUAAUUGAGUUUGCAUUGGCCGUCGGUUGGCCUCAAUGUUUGGAUGGACAGGCUGUUAGCAACCAUCAGCAAAACAUGGCUAUCGGCAACAAUCGACUGGCCAAACGGUUGGCCAAUAUUGUGGCAGCCGAUCAACGUAAUAACGGUGUCGAUAAAGUGGCCAGAAUUAUAUUUCCCGUAGCUUUCGGCCUAACUAUUGUUGCCUACAGUCUAACCCUGUGUUAUAUAUAA